Messenger RNA from Eleginops maclovinus (Patagonian blennie), 1874 nucleotides. RefSeq names its product RAD51 recombinase (gene rad51). Lineage: Eukaryota; Metazoa; Chordata; Actinopteri; Perciformes; Eleginopidae. Gene Ontology annotation, cellular component: condensed nuclear chromosome. Gene Ontology annotation, molecular function: ATP hydrolysis activity; ATP binding; double-stranded DNA binding. The coding region runs from base 215 to 1249 and encodes 344 amino acids. Gene Ontology annotation, biological process: reciprocal meiotic recombination; DNA recombinase assembly; double-strand break repair via homologous recombination. The record is from RefSeq and is a predicted model, not a curated record. The transcript has 11 exons.
CUGUCUUCGAUUGAGCAGCAUUGUCAACAGUUUUACGUUAAAUGCACUGAACUGAUGCGCUAACAGUGCUAAUGCUAAUAAGCUAACAGUCCUCUUGUCAAAAUGCAACUUAAUUUGUUCAGAGCAAAACGAAGCUAACGCGUGUUUACAUAUCGGAAAAUACUGGGACGAAGUCUGUGCCACCAUAGCUGCUUUAACACAAUCGGUGAACUUAAUGUUUCACACUCGCACCAUGGCUAUGAGGAGCGAGUCUAGGGUGGAGACAGAGGUGGAAGAGGAGGAAAGCUUUGGACCACAGCCUCUGAGCAGACUGGAGCAAUGUGGAGUCAGUGCCAGCGACAUCAAGAAGCUGGGGGACGCAGGUUUCCACACCAUCGAGGCGGUGGCGUACGCACCCAAGAAGGAGCUGCUUAAUAUCAAAGGCAUCAGUGAAGCCAAAGCUGAGAAAAUACUUGCUGAAGCAGCCAAACUUGUGCCCAUGGGCUUCACCACAGCGACUGAGUUCCACCAGAGGAGAGCGGAGAUCAUCCAGAUCUCUACAGGCUCCAAGGAGCUGGACAAACUCCUGCAGGGCGGGAUCGAGACGGGCUCCAUCACAGAGAUGUUUGGAGAGUUUCGGACCGGGAAGACCCAGCUGUGCCACACCCUUGCUGUCACCUGUCAGCUGCCCAUCGAUCAGGGGGGGGGAGAAGGUAAAGCCAUGUACAUCGACACAGAGGGGACCUUCAGACCCGAGAGACUGCUGGCUGUAGCCGAGAGGUACGGGCUGGUGGGCAGUGACGUCCUGGACAACGUGGCCUACGCCCGCGCCUUCAACACCGACCAUCAGACCCAGCUGCUGUACCAAGCCUCCGCCAUGAUGGCUGAGUCCAGGUAUGCUCUGCUGAUCGUGGACAGUGCGACCGCUCUGUACAGGACGGAUUACUCGGGCAGAGGAGAGCUGUCUGCGCGGCAGGGACACCUGGGACGCUUCCUGCGCAUGCUGCUGCGCCUGGCAGACGAGUUUGGGGUUGCCGUGGUGAUAUCCAACCAGGUGGUGGCGCAGGUGGAUGGAGCAGCCAUGUUUUCUGCAGAUCCAAAGAAACCAAUCGGAGGCAACAUUCUGGCUCACGCCUCCACCACACGUCUGUACCUAAGGAAAGGCAGAGGAGAGACGCGGAUCUGUAAAAUCUACGACUCGCCCUGCCUGCCCGAGGCUGAAGCCAUGUUCGCCAUCAACCCUGAUGGAGUGGGUGAUGCUAAGGACUGAGGUGGGGGGGGGGGGGCAGGAAGCAGCGGAGGGUAAAGAGUUACCUGCUGGCUCAUUCUGGACUACUACUGGAAGUGUUUUGCACCCAUGCCACCGCCUUCACACACUCAGCUGAUAGGGGGACAGAAGGCAGAGGUCGUAUGAUUUGAUGCUGAUGGAGGUGGUGCACUCUGCACACCCUCUGAAAGGCAGUGGAGCAACAGCAACAUUAUAUUUUUUCAUGUUGAAGCACGUUUCAGUCAAGGGUAAAACUGAUGUGUUCUUACAAUGAGCAUCUCAUUGCUACAACAUGUGUUGUGCUGAGGAACGACCUUCAGAUUCCCUGAGUUAUUAUCUAAUCUAUCUAUUAAUAAGCGUAAAUCAGAUCAGUUGUGUUAGUUCCAAAACUGGAAAGAUCACAACUCAACCGAAGUCUCGGGAAGUAUUUGAUCUUUAAGUUGUAGAGAUACUACGUCAUUAUUAGAGAUACGCUCUCAUUUCUUUCUGGGUUGAAUUUCCCUCUGUAGUUUUUCUAUGGAGUCUACUUUUGUAAAACUAUGUCUUAUAGUGUCAGAUUUCUUUUGCUAUUUUAUUUUGUGGUCGUUUGUUUUGUGACAUAAGGUGAUUAAAGCAUUUCUAUAACGUA